AUGACAUCUUCAGGAGAUGAAGGAUCAGGUGUGACGGAGGAAAUGCUGACGUUUUCGGGAGAACAAACGACUGCUGUAGAUGAAAGCCUUUCCCUUCCAACCGCCACCACAGACACUGUCCCAACUGGAACACUACCGGAUGAAGGGUCCGCAAUAACUGAGGAAAUGGUCACAUAUUCAGGAGAAGAGUCUUCAAGUGGUGCAACACCAGAAACAACAAGUCCAGUGACUGUUACCACUGUAGCAGCAGAUGACAAACAAACAGUGACUGAAGACUACUCUGGCAUAACUGAAGAUACGUUGACAGCCUCAGGAGAUGAAACGGGAAGCACAACAGCAGAGCCCACCAGUCCUGCCACAAUGUCCACCUCCCAGGCAGGAGAAAUGACAUCUUCAGGAGAUGAAGGAUCAGGUGUGACGGAGGAAAUGCUGACGUUUUCGGGAGAACAAACGACUGCUGUAGAUGAAAGCCUUUCCCUUCCAACCGCCACCACAGACACUGUCCCAACUGGAACACUACCGGAUGAAGGGUCCGCAAUAACUGAGGAAAUGGUCACAUAUUCAGGAGAAGAGACUUCAAGUGGUGAAACACUAGAAACAACAAGUCCAGUGACUGUUACCACUGUAGCAGCAGAUGACAAACAAACAGUGACUGAAGACUUCUCUGGCAUAACUGAAGAUACGUUGACAGCCUCAGGAGAUGAAACGGGAAGCACAACAGCAGAGCCCACCAGUCCUGCCACAAUGUCCACCUCCCAGGCAGGAGAAAUGACAUCUUCAGGAGAUGAAGGAUCAGGUGUGACGGAGGAAAUGCUGACGUUUUCGGGAGAACAAACGACUGCUGUAGAUGAAAGCCUUCCCUUCCAACCGCCACCACAGACACUGUCCCAACUGGAACACUACCGGAUGAAGGGUCCGCAAUAA
This is a messenger RNA of Haliotis rubra (blacklip abalone), 924 nucleotides long. Its product is annotated as mucin-17-like. Lineage: Eukaryota; Metazoa; Mollusca; Gastropoda; Lepetellida; Haliotidae. The transcript has a single exon. The record is from RefSeq and is a predicted model, not a curated record. The coding region runs from base 1 to 924 and encodes 307 amino acids.